Messenger RNA from Strigops habroptila (Kakapo), 3103 nucleotides. Its product is annotated as transcriptional repressor CTCF-like. Gene Ontology annotation, cellular component: nucleus. Gene Ontology annotation, biological process: regulation of transcription by RNA polymerase II. The transcript is spliced from 12 exons. Gene Ontology annotation, molecular function: DNA-binding transcription factor activity, RNA polymerase II-specific; RNA polymerase II transcription regulatory region sequence-specific DNA binding. The coding region runs from base 505 to 2691 and encodes 728 amino acids. Lineage: Eukaryota; Metazoa; Chordata; Aves; Psittaciformes; Psittacidae. The record is from RefSeq and is a predicted model, not a curated record.
AACUUGAGUUUGGUGUCUAAAUUAAACCUAAAGUGAAGUUUCCCUUAUUUAGAUUAUAAAAACUUUGAAACUAUCAAGUCUUAAUGUUUUUCCAAUAUGGUUUUUAACAGGUGAAAUACAGAAGUAGCAUAGAGACAGCUCUCAGGAACAGUACAGUUAACACGUGUUACUUAAGGAAAAUCUGUGAUAGAAUGUAUUCCUGAAGAAUUACUCUUUAACUAUCCCUGCAGAUAAAGUUGUGGGUCAUAAAUGUUUAGAGUUGCAUUUCUUACAUAAAGCUUUGUUUUUGGAGACCCUUCAGUUCCAGCCUUCCCACUUUUUGCUGUCAGUUCCCUGAGGAUUUCAGUGUCCUCUGUGGAGGUGAUAUUAAGAGGUGAGGAUGGAAGAAGUUUAGUGUUAUCCAGCAUUCUUGCUGAGUAUAUAACUUACUGCCACUUCUGAUCUUUGAAGAGAUAUUUAUCGCUUCCUGUGGCAAUACUGAAUACUCAAAAGCAGGAAGGUAAAAUGGAAGGUGAGGCAGCUGAAGCUAUCGUGGAGGAGUCGGAAACUUUUAUUAAAGGGAAAGAGAGAAAAACCUAUCAAAGACGCCGUGAAGGUGGGCAGGAGGAUGAUGCUUGUCACAUACCACCAAACCAAGCAGAUGGGGGUGAAGUAGUGCAGGAUGUCAACAGUGGUGUGCAGAUGGUGAUGAUGGAGCAGCUGGAUCCAGCUCUUCUUCAAAUGAAGACUGAAGUAAUGGAAGGUGCAGUGCCUCAAGAAACGGAGGCUACAGUGGAUGACACACAGAUCAUAACACUUCAGGUUGUUAAUAUGGAAGAGCAGCCUAUAAACCUUGGUGAGCUUCAGCUGGUCCAAGUACCUGUACCAGUGACUGUACCUGUUGCCACCACAUCUGUGGAAGAACUUCAGGGAGCUUAUGAAAAUGAAGUUUCCAAAGGAGGCCUGCAAGAGGGAGAGCCCAUGAUAUGUCACACCCUCCCUUUACCAGAAGGCUUCCAAGUAGUGAAAGUGGGUGCAAAUGGUGAGGUGGAGACACUGGAACAAGGUGAACUUCAGCCACAGGAAGAUCCUAAUUGGCAAAAAGAUCCAGACUACCAGCCACCAGCCAAAAAAACAAAGAAAAACAAAAAGAGUAAGCUUCGCUACACUGAAGAAGGCAAAGAUGUGGAUGUCUCUGUGUAUGACUUUGAAGAGGAGCAGCAGGAGGGUUUGUUGUCUGAGGUCAAUGCAGAAAAGGUGGUGGGCAAUAUGAAGCCACCUAAACCAACAAAAAUUAAAAAGAAAGGUGUAAAGAAGACGUUCCAGUGUGAACUGUGCAGUUACACUUGUCCCCGUCGUUCCAACUUGGACCGUCACAUGAAAAGCCACACUGAUGAAAGACCACAUAAGUGCCAUCUCUGUGGCAGGGCUUUCCGGACAGUCACAUUGCUGAGGAACCACCUCAACACUCACACAGGUACUCGCCCUCACAAGUGCCCAGACUGUGACAUGGCCUUUGUGACCAGUGGAGAGUUGGUUCGGCAUCGCCGCUACAAACAUACCCAUGAGAAACCAUUCAAAUGUUCAAUGUGUGAUUAUGCUAGUGUGGAGGUUAGCAAAUUGAAACGCCACAUCCGUUCUCACACCGGAGAGCGUCCAUUCCAGUGCAGCUUGUGCAGCUAUGCCAGCAGGGAUACCUACAAACUGAAGAGGCACAUGAGGACCCACUCUGGAGAGAAGCCAUAUGAAUGUUACAUCUGCCAUGCUCGCUUCACUCAGAGUGGGACCAUGAAGAUGCACAUUUUGCAGAAGCACACUGAGAACGUGGCCAAAUUUCACUGUCCUCACUGUGAUACUGUUAUAGCAAGAAAGAGUGACUUGGGUGUCCACUUGCGAAAGCAGCAUUCCUACAUCGAGCAGGGCAAGAAGUGUCGCUACUGUGACGCCGUGUUCCAUGAGCGGUAUGCCCUCAUACAGCAUCAGAAGUCUCACAAGAAUGAGAAGCGCUUCAAGUGUGACCAGUGCGAUUAUGCAUGCAGACAGGAGCGGCACAUGGUCAUGCACAAACGGACCCAUACUGGAGAAAAGCCUUAUGCCUGUAGCCAUUGUGAUAAAACCUUCCGUCAGAAACAGCUCCUCGAUAUGCACUUCAAACGAUACCAUGAUCCUAACUUUGUCCCUGCUGCCUUUGUCUGUUCCAAGUGUGGCAAAACAUUCACUCGCAGGAACACAAUGGCCAGACAUGCUGAUAACUGCUCUGGCCUAGAUGGUGGGGAAGGAGAGAAUGGAGGAGAAACAAAGAAGGGCAAACGUGGCCGAAAGAGAAAGAUGCGGUCUAAGAAAGAAGACUCCUCUGACAGUGAGGAAAAUGCUGAACCAGAUUUGGAUGAUAAUGAAGAUGACGAGGAGACAGCAGUAGAAAUUGAGGCGGAACCAGAAGUUGAGCAAGAGGCUCCUGCACCACCUCCUAGUAAGAAACGAAGAGGAAGACCACCAGGCAAAGCUGCCACCCAACCAAAACAAUCCCAGCCUGCAGCAAUCAUUCAAGUUGAAGACCAGAACACUGGUGAAAUUGAAAAUAUUAUAGUUGAAGUAAAGAAAGAACCUGAUACAGAAACAGUAGAGGAAGAGGAGGAAGCUCAGCCUGCUGUAGUGGAAGCUCCCAAUGGAGACCUCACUCCUGAGAUGAUUCUUAGCAUGAUGGACCGGUGAUGGAGGAAGACCACGCUGGCUGACUGAACUGGCCUGGGCUGUGUUUAAGCGGCUCAAAUCUAUUUUUUUCCUUUUAUCUUUUUUCUUGGCUUUGGGAAAUACAUCAUUUUAGACCAUUUUACCAAACAUACUGGGAAAUAAAAAGUUCAAAAUGAUGUUAGAAUGUGAUUUAACUAGAACUUGCUGGGUUUUGUUAUCAUUACAGGAUCAUGGAAUGUUAGGAAAUACUUUGGAGUCCUUGAGGGUUUCCUGUGAGAUGCUCAAUUUAGUUUUGUUCUGAACUGCAUUGUAAAGCUGGUCCAAGGGCUGUGGUUACAUGCACCAAGUUUUAAUACACAAAAGCAGAAGCCUUGACUAGAGUAUGUGGUAAACCACUCUGGGCUUGCCCUUCCAGUUCCCAGAGUCCUUGAGC